AUGAAACUGCCAUUUGGGGCCACCCCUGGCCAACUUGGACUUGAGCCAGGUACAGUGGUCAUCACAAAGCAAUCUGUAGAUGCCCUGUUUAAGCCACAGUUUGAGCUGGUAAUUCUGGGAAAGACUGUAGUCCGCAGUACAGACUUGGAUGAAGAACUCGCACAACAGUUAUUACAGUGCAGUCAGGAAAUAGAUGAAUUCAAAACUGUUAUUGGAAACACCAUGUGUACCACAGAUUUCUAUGAAGGUCAAGCUCGUCUGGAUGGUGCUUUCUGCUCAUACACCGAAAAGGAAAAGCUUAGUUACUUGAAGGACGCCUAUGAAGCAGGCGUCAGGAAUAUUGAGAUGGAGUCCUCUGUGUUUGCAGCAAUGUGUAAACUAAGUGGUAUUCGAGCUGCUGUAGUGUGUGUGACCCUGCUAAACCGUCUUGAAGGGGAUCAAAUUUCCAGCUCUCACGAUGUGCUUGUCAAUUACCAGCAACGCCCACAGAAGCUAGUGGGGUUCUUCAUUAAGAAACAACUACAAGUCUAGGUGCUCAACUGAUGACAGAAAUACAGUCUGAAUUUCACUUAGAGUUAUCUUAAAUAUUGUUCCGAUAUUUUUUUAAUAACAAUUGUCUUUCUGGUGCAUACUACUUAUUACAGUCAGCACUCGGAUAUCUCUUACCCAGAUACACGUCAGUCAUGUUUUAUGGCGCUUGUAUUAAGAAUAAAAUCAAUCCCCGUUAUAUAUGUAACACAUUAAUGCACUUACCCGUCACACAUGACUUCCAAAUCCAUCGGCAGUUUUCUGAUACAAAACCCAUCUCUUCAAUGUUACAAUUUAUUUGAAUAUCGAUCACA
This is a messenger RNA of Polyodon spathula (Mississippi paddlefish), 842 nucleotides long. RefSeq names its product uridine phosphorylase 1-like. Gene Ontology annotation, cellular component: cytosol. NCBI's taxonomy places the organism in Eukaryota, Metazoa, Chordata, Actinopteri, Acipenseriformes, Polyodontidae. Gene Ontology annotation, biological process: uridine catabolic process. Gene Ontology annotation, molecular function: uridine phosphorylase activity. The record is from RefSeq and is a predicted model, not a curated record. The coding region runs from base 1 to 531 and encodes 176 amino acids. The transcript is spliced from 4 exons.